GAGAGAGAGGGACUCUGCAGACACACACACUCAUACACACACAUUCACACAGAGUCACACACACGGAGCUUUUCUCCUCAGCCCUGCUGUGUCUUCACUAACGGGACAAGUUUAAACCUCCAGGAUAUCUCCGCCGGUUCUCCGCUCUCCUCUCGCCUCCAUGUGAACACCUCGACCCGGACUGAGGACGUUUACUGCUGCUAAAAGGAUGAUGAUGAGGAUAAUGGGAGGAGGCCACGGCCGAAGGUGCAGCCCUCGCUAAAAUCACACUUUCUCCCAAAACUUCAACCCUCUACCAUCCAUCCACCACUGCCGUCCCCCCUCCUCCCCCUGGCGCCAUGGCCAACCACCUGGAGCUGAUCCAGGAGCUGCAGCAGCUGGACAAAGUGCCCAGUCUAGAGAGGCUGCGGGCGGCCCAGAAGCGGCGAACCCAGCAGCUGAAGAGAUGGGCUGUGUACGAGAAGGAGAUGCAAAACAAGAAGCGAAAGGCCGACAAGAAGGGACGCAAUGCCAACAACCUCCAGCAAGAGUCCAAGAGGCACGUGUCGUUUGCCGCCAGCGUGGCACUUCUGGAGGCAUCGGCCAGGAAUGAUCCUGAUGAAGUGCGCUACCUGCUCAAGAACAAUGUGAGUCCAGACCUCUGCAAUGAAGAUGGCCUCACCGCUCUGCAUCAGUGUUGUAUAGAUAACUACGAGGAGAUGGUGAAGAUCCUGCUGGACCGAGGAGCCAGCGUCAACGCUCAGGACAACGAGCUGUGGACGCCGCUGCACGCCGCUGCUACCUGUGGCCACGCAGGACUGGUCAAGAUUCUCAUUUCACAUGGUGCAGAUCUACUGGCAGUCAACUCUGAUGGGAACAUGCCGUACGACCUGUGUGAAGACGAUCCAACACUGGACAUUAUUGAGACGGCGAUGGCCAACAGAGGCAUCACCCAGGAGAUGAUCAACGAGACACGAGCGUCGACAGAGAGGAAGAUGCUGGGGGACGUUCAGGAACUGCUGAGACAGGGAGAGGAGGUCAACCAACAGGACUCUCAGGGAGCCACGCUGCUCCACAUCGCAGCAGCAAAUGGCUACGUGCAGGCUGCAGAGCUGCUGCUGGAGGGGGGAGCUCGCAUGGACUUGAGAGAUUCAGAUGGAUGGCAGCCGCUUCACGCUGCAGCAUGCUGGGGUCAGAUGCAUGUGGCAGAGCUGCUGGUGUCUCAUGGAGCCAGUCUCAAUGCCAAGACCUUCCUAGAUGAGACCCCCAUCGAUCUAUGUGAGGACGAGGAGUUCAGAGCCAUCCUAUUGGACCUAAAACACAAACAUGACAUUAUCAUGAAGUCACAGCUCAAACACAAGACCUCACUGUGUAGGCGAACGUCGAGUGCAGGCAGUCGUGGAAAAGUGGUGCGGCGAGCCAGCCUGUCUGAUAGACACAACCUGUGCCGUAAAGAGUACGAGACGGAGGCCAUCGUGUGGAGGGGAGGGAGGGAAGAGGAGGAAAAGGAGAAAGAGUCUGAUCAGGAGAAUAACCAUGUGGUCAAGCCAGUCGUAGCUGUUGAGCUGCCAGAGAAGCCCAAGCUGCCCACCAUCCUCAAAGACGGCAACAACAAACAGAACGGCCUCAUCUCCACGACGACGUCCACGCCGCCACAACCGCCCUCAAAUGGCAACACAUCAUCAUCUGAUAAGGGUGGGGUCAUCACCACUCAGCCUACUCAGGAGGAAGCCUGGCCAAGAGAGCGCGCUCAGACCUUGUCUGAGCUCAAGAAACAGAGAGCUGCUGCCAAAUUGUUGAAUCACCCCUUGUUCAACGGUCACCUAGGCAACGGCUCCACAGACUCCUUCACUGAUGCCAAAAACAACUCCGAGGACCCCCGCAUGCCACUGGUCUCCUCCAAUGGCAACGCGGUUUACUACACGCCAGCCAGCGGCGACCCACCCCUCCUCAAACUGAAACAGCCAAUAGAGGAAGAGCAGCCGAAGGUGCGAACCUGCUGCUGUGUGUCGUAGCACCCCGGUCACGUCACUGUUGACAGAACAGGAAGUCUUUGCACAGAGAAGCAAGGAGCGUGCUGUAGGAGGAGAGGAAGGAAGGAAAGAGGGACUGUUCCUGUCUUUUAUCAUCCUGUUCCUCCCCUCCUUUAAACUUCUCCCAGAGGAGAUGGCUGGGCUGAUGAAGGUUUGGAAACUUGUACCACCCUGCCAUGUGACUCCUGCUACAACAGGAGACAUCUUCCCCAAACACAGGCAUGUUUCAAGUAUGAGCAGUGCCACCUUUUUUCCUCCAGGCGUCACUUGGAUUAAAAUUCCUUUUCAAAUAUGGAGUCUCUCAACAUGACAAAAGGAAAGAAAGAGUGCAAGAAGCUGUUCCUCUUGUCCUGCUGUCCGCCUGCACCUUUAGGAAUCAAAGUGGGGACAGAUUUUUUUUAAGCUUUUCACCUGGAACAAGUCAAAAAUCAUGAGUCCGGAAACUAGAGAAGAUCUCAAGGUACAAGGUGCAUGUUCUGCCCUCAGAGAUAAAGAUGGAGUUUUUUUCUACCAUACAUACGGAUGGAUAUCAUGUAAUUAAACGUUUUCUUCAGGACAAACUCGAACUGUCGUCAACCACAUUGUUCUGCUUUUUUGUCACAUUCUCGUCAGAACAUCAUCGCAGAACGAUCCAGAUGUAUUGCAUUACAUCAUGUUGUACUACAGCAUAUCAAAAACGUAGCAACGAGAGAUCCGUGAUUUCUCUCUAAUGUCAUUUUAAAAUGCUACCUGCAUACGUAAAGGGAAGGAAUGCCAUAAAACAGUGUUAAAACAUUCAGGAAGUGUACUUCUACAGCGAGAGGUAACAGGAACGAGUAUAGUGCUGCACUAGUGUUUGAAACUGUCACUGUAUUCUGUCAGCUAAGCUUCACUUCACCGUCCUCUCAUAUCGAACCCAAACUGACAGAUCACGCUCUGUUUUAUGCAUAACACACUUUGUGCUCUCUUGUUUAGAUAAUUUAAGCAAACAUGGUUGAAAAUAACUGUACAUUUCUUUAUUUAUGAAAUAAUGUUAUGUAAAAAAAAAAAAAGAAAAAAGAAAAAAAAAGAAGCAGCAUAUUAUGGUUCCUAAAGUUGAGUGUAUUUAUUAUUUGGAUGGUGUGUGGAGAGAGUGAAUGCAAUACAAGAUGAGCUGGUGUCAUCCAGCGGAGCACCUUCUGACGUGGAAAAUCAAAUAUUCAACUGAUCAAAGUGAAGUAAGGCUUACUGUCUGCUAUAUGUACAUGUUAUAAGACUCACACAAACGAGCCAUUCUGUCGGGAUGGAUUUAAUAUUGGUGUCACUACAAAUAACAGUGUUAUUUGUUUGUUGUUUUUGUUGUUUUUUUCUGGUGGCCAUUGUGUGGCUUUAUCCUCUCCCAGUCACUGUAUUUGUUUCAUUAACAGAAAUGAUAAAUGUUAUGUAAUGAAUUACUGUAAGUAUAGUAGGAGUUUUCUGAAGUUACACAUGGAACUGUAUGCUUGCCUCAGUUUUUUAAAGAAAAACAUUAUGGAUUUGGUAUGUAGCAAAGCCCACACCGUCACGUCAGGUGUCCCUAAAUGCAUCAUGGUUUCAACUUAAAAAAUAUGAGCAAAUACUAGAAGUAGCUUCUCUGAUAAAUUAAAGGAAUAGUUUGACAUUUUGGGAAAUAUGCCUUCUUGCCAAAGGUUGGAUGAGAAGAUCUGUAUGCUAAUGUCGCUGGAGCCAGCAGCUGGUUAGCCUAGCUUAGCAUAAAAACUGCAAAAAGAAGAGAACAGCUAGCCUAGCUCGGCCCAAAGCUAUUUAUUUAUUUAUUUACCAAGUACCUGGAUACAGUAACUACCAGUCCAGACCAUAACCCACAAUUUCCAUAUUUUGUACAUAUUAAACAAACAGUGUGAAUAUAGCUUUUUUCAAAGCAGAUAUUAUGACUCAUCAUAGCAGGCAUAGCACAAGUGGAACUACUAAAAUUAAUCAUGGCUCUGUUCCAUAAAGUGCUCAUAAAGGAAACUUUGCUAUUUUUGAUCCUGGACUUUUUGUCAUGUUUUAGUGACUAAUAGAGACAACUGCUUUUGAAAUUGGUCCAAUUUUGAGAGAGGCCACGACAACCACAGCAGUGAAACAGGCUGCAAUCCCUACAACCAAAUGUGCAACGUCAUUUUAAGUCCAAUAGAAGUGCUUGUUUUUGUCACUGACAGGCUCAGAUUGUUAUUAUGUGUCUGACAACAUUAUGGACACGACCAAGUCACGCUCAAGGAGAAGUGUCAUUCUAAAAUGUUGUGACAGGUGACUUGUCAGAGGAAAAGCAAUGUUGGAAUAGUUAAUGAGAGUUGGAGAGAAGAGUGCCUGGAAGAGUUUGUUGUGUUCGAGUACAGAAAGUGUGGCUUAGUGUCAUCUAAAAGAUUGUCAGUGUCAUGGCUGAGUAUUUAGCUGACAAUGUGGAAAAGUCCGCUAGAUUUCUAAACAAGAUGUCUCCCUGAGCAAGACUUGGUUACACACAUUAACAGAUGGACUGGAUCGGCGAAAGGCAAAGAAAAACGUUUCAUUUCUCUGUAGGGUGUUUUCCAUCAUAUUGUAGACAUUUAUAACAACCAUCAGAGCCUGUCAGUGAUAAAAAACAAGCACUUUAAGCGGACAUAAAUAUAAUGCUAUACAGUGUACGUAAUGUUCAUUCAUUGUGCAGAAUAAGAAAAAUGCUGACCGAUUCUGAUGUGCUGAAAUAUCGUGCAUCUCUAGUAAACUGACAGUGCGCAACUUCCAUAGAGAUCACAUUGCAGCCUAUUUUACCGCUGUGGCUAUAGCACUCUCUCAACACUGGAUCAGUUUCAAAACAAUGUUGUAUUCAUUAUUUAGAUAGACACAAAAACAUGGGAAAAUAGGGUCUAGGUUUAAGACUAGGGAAGUUUCCCUUUAAAGAGCCUCUGCAGUGAGCCAACUUGUACAAGACCAAAAUGUCUGCUGUCAGAAAGUGAGUGUUAAAGGGGCUGGUGGACAGAUUUUGUAAAGUUACUCAUUUAUUAUUUCUCACAGAGCCACGCUAGCUCUUUCCCGUUUUCAGUUUUUGUGCUAAGCUAACCGGCUGCUGGCUGUAGCUUUAUAAUUCACAGAUAUAAGAGUGUUAUCAGUCUCAUCUAACUCUUAGCAAGAAGGAAAAUAAGAAAACAAAAUGUUUAACUCUAUCAGCUCCACUUAUCUCGCUGUGAGUGCCAAAGAGUCUUCCAUGAUCUAAAAACAACUUUUAGGGACAUUUGAAAACUUCUGGGGGGCGAAGGCUGUCUUUGCCGUUUGUUUCUGCAGGCGAACCCCUUAAACUGAUUACCCACAAUGCCACUACCACCUUAUCCCCACCACAUCAACUGUACAGUGUCAAAUAUUUGUACAGAUGCGUUUGUAAAUAUGUUUGUAUUAAUAUCCCCUUCUCUGUUCCCAUGAACCGCAUUUACAUGUCUGUGUUGUUACUGUUAAAGAACAAAUAGGAAAUACAAUAACUCACAAUAUGAACAGUGUUAGCAGACAUCUGGUUGUCAAGGGGAAACUGUGAGUCUGUGUAGACCCCUUUGGUAGGCCAGCAGUCUAAAAUGUAUCUGGUAAAGUGGAGUGCACCCAGGUGUCAUCAUCAUUCUCAGUAUUUUUUUUUGUCGCUGUGACCAUUUUUUUUUUCUGUGAAAUUUUCUGCAUUUUCAUAGGAAGCAGAUUGUUUUUCAGCUCAGUUUGAGGAAGUACAAAUUAAGUCACCGUCAAAGAGACUGCUAUAUCCCCUGUUUUUGGUUCCUCCUUUUUGUGUUUUUUUUUUUUUUUCUUCUCUCAAGUGUCCAAGGCAGUGACGUCAUCCUGUUAUGAUUCAGCUGAAAUUCAUUGAAGUUCACAUUUAUCUGAGCUGCUGCAAUCAAUUCCAUUUAAAUGUCAGUUAUGCUUCCUUAAUUAUGAAAUUCCACAUCGCAUUUAAUUUGAGUUUUGAACCACGACCUGGUCAGUAUUAGCCAGAAAGGGACAGUCGGCUGUGUGUCCUCAUGGUAUAUAGAUCAAAGCUUGUGUUUGUCUGCAAGCCUUGUUGUCUAUAAUGAUAAGAUUAUGAAGACAAAAAACUACUGAUUUUGUAAUUACUGGAAUAUAUUGAUGGUUGCAUUAACAUAUUUUGAAUAAAUUGUAUAUUUUGAGAAUUUUA
This is a messenger RNA of Epinephelus fuscoguttatus (brown-marbled grouper), 6135 nucleotides long. RefSeq names its product protein phosphatase 1, regulatory subunit 16B (gene ppp1r16b). Gene Ontology annotation, biological process: regulation of sprouting angiogenesis; establishment of endothelial barrier. The coding region runs from base 339 to 1994 and encodes 551 amino acids. Gene Ontology annotation, cellular component: cytoplasm. Gene Ontology annotation, molecular function: protein binding; protein phosphatase regulator activity; enzyme inhibitor activity. The transcript is spliced from 11 exons. The record is from RefSeq and is a predicted model, not a curated record. Lineage: Eukaryota; Metazoa; Chordata; Actinopteri; Perciformes; Serranidae.